Messenger RNA from Musa acuminata AAA Group (dessert banana), 3259 nucleotides. RefSeq names its product sugar transport protein 8-like. Gene Ontology annotation, cellular component: membrane. The record is from RefSeq and is a predicted model, not a curated record. Gene Ontology annotation, molecular function: monosaccharide transmembrane transporter activity. Gene Ontology annotation, biological process: monosaccharide transmembrane transport. The transcript has 4 exons. Lineage: Eukaryota; Viridiplantae; Streptophyta; Magnoliopsida; Zingiberales; Musaceae. The coding region runs from base 1544 to 3073 and encodes 509 amino acids.
UCUGAAGCAAUUUGCUGGAACUUACAGAAAUAUUAUUUAAAGUUUCAGGACUUUUAGGAUGAAUUAUAAGUAAUGUUUUUUUCUUUAAUCUUUUGCCUGUCGUCACUUAGAGUGCUCAUGCCAAUUGUGUAGUUUGUGUAGUUUUCCUCGUUGAGCCGAACAUGAAAUUGUGAAAUAAUGGUAUUUAUGUUUGUGCAUUAUUUCGUUGGCAUUUACUUGCUUUGAUGUUGCAUUGAUUGAUUCUGUACUUCAGAGGAUACCAGGCUAUAAAUCAUCUAGUAGUCUGCUUCACUUUCAUAAUGAGGAUGGCAGCAGCGCAGGCAGAUCAAAUUUAGGAUGGGUUUGGAUGGAAAAAUAAAAAAUUAAAUUGGUUGGGAUUAGCUAGUUUGGAUGGAAACAUUUAAAAUUAUAGCACAAUAGAAAUCGUAGAUUUAAGCCUUUAGAUGGAAUGACAUUGACAAAAAAAAUUCUAUCUUUAAGUUGAUAAGAAAGAUUUCUCAUAUCCGAGUUUUCUUCAAAAGGAAAAAAAAAAAAUUGGCAAGAAGAAACUGUAUAAAUAGGUUAUUUGAUUGAAAGUUUGGAGAUUGAAGCAUUGAAUCAAUAUCACGUGGUUGGGAAAUUUAAAUCAAAUUAGCAUUUAAAGUACCUGAUGAUUUUAAUCUUCCUAAAAUUAAUGCAAGACAAAGAUAAAAGAUCGUAUCAGAAGUAAAAGCAGCAAGUCUGAUUCUUAAUACUAGAAAGGAAGUAAAAAAUAAGUGCAGGAUAAAGCAUGGUGGGGGUAGGAAAGAUUAUCUAAUUAUGGAAGCAAGAAAGUAUAAAGGGAGACAAUUAAUGAACCUAUUAGUAAUCCACAAAAAAUGUUUUUCGAACUUUUAAUUAAAAUAUUACACAAAUAUUGUUUCUACUUAUCUGUAAUGCUUCUUUUUAACUUUCGAGGAAACUCUUUACAUGUAAUAAUCUAUCAUAACAAAUGUAAGACUUCGGUUGGGACAUUAGAAGUUAUUUUUAAUCAUAUAUAUAUAUAUAUAUAUAUAUAUAUAAAAUAUGAUUAAAAUUAUAUGGCAUGAAAUCUCUCUUGCCACUAUGAGAAUUUUGAGGGGAUAUGAAGUGAUCCAUCAUCAUCAUCAUGUGCCUUUGUAUUGGGAUUUUUGCACGUAUGUGAAGAAUAUAUUGCCUUCGAAACCUCGAUUCAUCUUGAUAGCUUAUAUCCUUAACACAAAAAUAACGUCAAAUGGGAAGCAAAUAUGGUGGGUGAGAAUUCAUAGACAGCAAUAUAUCAACGGAAGUCAAUGGAAUUUAGAUCGUUAUACAAUAAAUCUUUCGUUGAAGAGCAAUUAAUGCCGUCCUUUACUUCUUACCAAUUGCAGCUGCAUUCAUGCAUGCAGUCUCAUCCUUUCUCGACCAUAUCAAAUCUGCAUCCACAUUUGUGCUUCCAUAUAUUACCCGCCGGCUUAUACACUAUUAUCCGUCCUCUCCCCUUUUCAUCUCUUCGUCUUCUGUUGAUCUUUCUUGGAUAGACCGGUGACAAAUCUGCAGUAGAGUAAUGCCGUCUGUAGUUUUGGCGAGUUCGGAUGGCGGCCCGAAGCAGUUCGAGGGGAAGAUCACGUCCUACGUGGUCAUCUGUGGGAUUAUUGCUGCCACCGGAGGAUUGAUGUUUGGAUACGACAUCGGCAUCUCCGGAGGAGUUACAUCAAUGGAUGACUUCCUGGAGAAGUUCUUCCCUGAUGUGUACGUGAAGAAACACCGGGCCAAGGAGAACAACUACUGCAAGUACGACAACCAAGGCCUGCAGCUCUUCACCUCGUCGCUCUACCUCGCCGCGCUGGUGUCGAGCUUCUUCGCCUCCAAGUCGUGCACCAAGUUCGGCCGGAGGCUCACGAUGCAGGCGGCGUCCGUCUUCUUCUUGAUCGGCGUCGUGCUCGAUGCCGCCGCCCGAGACCUCGCCAUGCUCAUCAUAGGGAGGAUUCUCCUCGGCAUGGGCGUCGGAUUCGCCAACCAGGCGGUUCCGUUGUUUCUGUCGGAGAUCGCGCCGGUGCGAAUCCGAGGCGCCCUCAACAUCCUCUUCCAGCUCGAUGUAACCAUCGGAAUCCUCGUCGCGAACAUCGUCAACUACUUCGCCUCGAACCUCCACCCGUGGGGGUGGCGGCUGUCCCUUGGCCUCGCCGGCGUGCCGGCCACGAUCCUGUGCUUGGGCUCCUUCCUCAUCACCGAGACGCCGACGAGCCUCAUCGAGCGCGAGAAGACGGAUGCAGGCUUGGCCAUGCUCAAGAAGAUCCGAGGAACAGAGAACGUGGAGCUGGAGUACCAGGAGAUCGCGCGGGCCUGUGAGACAGCGCGGCAGGUGAAGCGCCCGUUCCGGACGCUGAUGAAGCGGCACAGCCGCCCGCAGCUGGUCAUCGCCGUGCUGAUGCAGGUGUUCCAGCAGUUCACGGGCAUCAACGCCAUCAUGUUCUACUCGCCCGUCCUCUUCCAGACCAUCGGGUUUAAGAACGACGCCUCGUUGCUGUCUGCCGUCAUCACCGGCACCGUCAACACCCUCUCCACCGUCGUCUCCAUCGUCCUGGUGGACCGAGUCGGCCGGAGGAUGUUACUGCUCGAGGCCUGUGUUCAGAUGCUUCUCUCACAGGCUCUCAUCGGAAUCCUCCUGCAAGUGAAUCUGAAAUCAAACAACACGCUCCAUCAAGGAGUGGCAGUGCUGGUGGUGGUGCUGGUGUGCCUCUACGUGUCGAGCUUCGCAUGGUCAUGGGGGCCUCUCGGGUGGCUGAUACCCAGCGAGAUCUUCCCCUUGGAGACGAGGACGGCCGGCUUCGCCUUCGCCGUGAGCUCCAACAUGCUCUUCACCUUCCUCAUCGCGCAGGCCUUCCUCUCCAUGCUGUGCCACAUGCGGGCGGGCAUCUUCUUCUUCUUCGCGGCAUGGAUCGUGGUCAUGGGACUGUUCACCAUCUUCCUGCUGCCCGAGACGAAGAACGUCCCCAUCGACGAGAUGGUCGAGAUGGUGUGGAAGCAGCACUGGUACUGGAAAGGCUACAUGGACAAGGAGGAAGCCAAGGAAGACAAGGUUGACAUCAUUUAGGGUUGCUUCCUCGUUGCAAACUUCACCUUCUUCCUCACGCACGCACGUAGGCGACAUUUUCCAUCGAUGAUCUCAGUGUGCCAACACACUCAAGAUUGUUUCUUGAUUUCUUCUUUCCAAAACAAUGGUAGCUUUACAAGACAACAUUGAUUCUGUAGAAUCGCAAGAACGAUAAAUUCAAGAUGA